Torulaspora globosa is the source of this 966-nucleotide messenger RNA. It is a transcript of the gene PCD1, whose product is annotated as 8-oxo-dGTP diphosphatase. NCBI's taxonomy places the organism in Eukaryota, Fungi, Ascomycota, Saccharomycetes, Saccharomycetales, Saccharomycetaceae. Gene Ontology annotation, biological process: coenzyme A catabolic process. Gene Ontology annotation, molecular function: coenzyme A diphosphatase activity; acetyl-CoA hydrolase activity. The record is from RefSeq and is a predicted model, not a curated record. The transcript has a single exon. The coding region runs from base 1 to 966 and encodes 321 amino acids.
AUGUUGAGAGCAAGCCAACUGUUAAGCAAUAUUCGCAGCUUCAAACACUCCAACCUUCUUCCGCUAUCGUCAGUAUGGCCAGACUCUCGAAGAUCAGCAGUGCUGAUCUUGCUCUUCAUAGGGCAUAACGGUGAAUUAAGAGUACUUCUUACAAGGCGGUCAAAGGGACUCAGAAGCUUCUCUGGACAUGUAUCACUUCCUGGGGGGAAAGCAGACAAUAAUCAAGAGACUUUUGAGGAGGUAGCCAGACGAGAAGCUGAAGAAGAGAUUGGAUUACCGCGAGAUGCAGAGAUCCUACACGAGAAAUUUGGAAUGAAGAUAGAUCAUAUAUCAACUCAGAUGCCUUGCUAUUUAUCACGAACCUUCCUAAGUGUGAAACCAUUGGUAUGUUUCCUGCAUAACGAAACCGCUGACGGCGAGGCACCAUUGGAUGCCUCUCGAUUCUUCGGCAAAUUGAACCCUGGUGAGACGUCCUCCAUAUUCUCGGUGCCUCUCAGUGACAUGGUAUGCCAUCUGCAGCCAGACUGCAAAGGCUAUGAGCCAGAAUACGUAAGUCGCAGAGAACAUAUGUCACGGUGGGGUGGGUUAAAAUGGCCCAUGAGACAUUACUACUAUCCUGUCAGCAACCAUAACGACGUGGGAUGGCUAAAUGAGAUUGAGGACACAAGCUCAGCCGAUGAGCUGCAAGAAAGCACUGCUUGCCGCGAUCUGUGGGGCCUUACCGCCAAAAUCUUGUACGAUCUAGCCCGAAUAGCCAAUGAUAUGUUAAGCAAAACGGAUAUGGAAUGGGAUAUAGGGCAUGAAGAGCUGAUAUACGGACUUCACGAGUACGGGAAUCAGUUGCAAGGUGAGAAGAGAAGUGAGUGGGAAAUUGGCAUGAUAUCGGGCGAGAAUAAGCUCAAGUAUGCUGAUGUUAUUCCGGGGUACUAUAUGAAAAGAUUGAGGCAGGUGGCCUCCAAAUACUGA